CACCCUCGCUUCGAACUUCACAAACCAUAAACAGAAGGCUGGUGCUCUGUGAUCGGAAUUUACCUGAUGUAUUGACAGCCUUAUCGCUUUUAGUCACCAAAUUCUAAGCCAACUAAAUUGAGUCAUGGCUGGUUUACCACCGGGAGAUCCACAGCUGGUCUCAAUGAUCGUAAAUCAUUUAAAAACCCAGGGACUCUUUGACCAGUUCCGAAGGGACUGUCUGGCAGACGUUGACACAAAGCCAGCCUACUUGAAUCUGAAACAACGAGUGGACAACUUUGUCUCCAAUCACCUCUCCAAUCACACAUGGAGCCCUCAUUUGAACAAAAACCAGCUGAGAAACAACAUCAGACAGCUUGUCCUGCAAUCUGGGAUGCUGGAACAGGGAGUGGACAGGAUUGUGGCCCAGGUGGUGGAUCCUAAAAUCAACCAUAUCUUUAGGCCGCAGGUGGAGAGGGUUGUCCGUGAAUUUCUGUCCCCUGGCAGCUGCUCUGAGGAGCCACCAGCCCCUCUGCCUUCAACAGAGGCCAAACCAGACAGCAUCAUUCCUGAGCAGGCCUCAACAUCGACUCCAACUACCACUGCCAGCGACGCCAUGUCCAUCCUGGACACUAUAACUUCUCUAAACCAAGAAGCUAGCGUCAGAGCCAGCUCAGCACCCGAAAAAGCACGUAAAAGCCAAGCUGCAGAUGACUUCAUGCAGGUGGAGGAUAGUGAGCAGGACAUGAGUAUUGUUGAGGAAGGUGACAGUCACCAAGAGGUAAAGCCACUGGAAGAGGAAGAGGAAGCAAAACUCUCAGCAGAGGUUCAGGCGUUAGAGGUAAAGACAGAGGAAACACAGGAACAGGUGGAACUGGGAAAAGAGCCGUUAAAGGAGGAUGUGAAAAUAGAAGAGGAGGAGUACGUGGCUCAGGAGCAGACAGAGGAAGAGAAGGAUAAAACAGCAAGCAAAGUCAGUGGAAAACCCUCAGAAGAAAAACAGGAUGAUGAUCUACUGAAAUCUACAAGCAAGGCAAAACAGAAGGCCAGAGAGAGGAUAAAAGAAGAGUAUUCUUUGGAGGACUCUGACCUGGAAGGCCUGAGUGACAUCACAGUGAGCUCUGUCCACACCAGCGACCUGUCGUCAUUCGAGGGGGAAAGUGAAGACGAGCAGCAGCUGUCUGAUUCUUCCGAAGAGGGCGAGCUUCCACCUGAUGAUGAAGGUGAGAGGGAAGAAAAAAAACACAGCACCGGAGACACAGGAGAUGAAGACAAAGAGCGUAAACCUCGUCGCAAGGCCUAUGUUUACAAGCCCUUCCUCUACUCCCGUUACUAUAGCGACUCAGAUGAUGAGAUCACUGUGGAGGAACGUCGUCGUUCUGCGGCAAAGGACAAAGAAGAACGGCUGCUCAAGAGACAACAGAACAGAGAGCGAAUGGAAGAGAAGCGCAAACAGAAAGCAGCACAGGCUGAAGAACAAGAUCACAAAAAACAAAAGAGCAGCGACUCUGCUGCCCUCGAAGGUCCCGGAGCCAAAGAAGCCCGCAAAGAGAGGAAAGUUCUGGAGAAAAAAAUGGCUCUCAACAGGAAGAGAAAACUAGACUCAAGGAAAGAGGGAGAUGUUUCAAUCAAAAAGAAAGGAGACACGAAAGACACUGUAAAGAAAACGGAAGUGAAAUCUGCCACCUCAAAGACACCACAACAUAAGCUGAUGAAAAAUCUGUCCGAACCUUCAUAUUCUGAUGAGCGACACAGAGGGACAAGCGGCAGCAUCUCAGAAGAUUCCAGCGAUACAAAGAAGAUAGCUGACAAAGGAAGGACACACUCCUUCAUCUUGGAGCUGGAGCAAGGCUCCCAAGAGGCUCUCAGACAGCGCUCAGUUGGAAAAUUUGACCGUCUGUCUCACAAAGAGCUUCACUCCAAAGAACGCAAAGAGAAAGAACGCAGCUUGUCAGAUGAACGUGUCAAGCUCAAACAGAAGCAGGAGAAAAAAUCUGAACAUCAGGCGGAUGAAUCUCAGCAGAAGGAAGGCAGUGCUGUUAAAGUAUCCUCUGAAGAGAAAGGCGAGAAGAAGCCCAAGAUCAAAAGUGAGAAGAAGAUCACAGGAAGUACAAAAGAAGGCAAGGUGUCUGAAAAUGUUUCUGAAGAGGGAGGUUCUAAAGAUCCAAAGAAGGUGAAGACUACAUCUGUGGAGGCUAUCAAAACGGAGAAAGACAAGAAUAAGGACAAAGAUAAGAUCAAAGAAAAGGAAAAGGCCAAAGGAGAGAAAACCUCAGUUAAAAGCGAUUUCAAGCAGCUGCUUCGCCCUGAUUCUGCAGGUUCCUCUGAGGAUCGAUCCGACAUGGAGCCUGAGUCAAACAGCAGCAAGAAGAAAGAUAAACACUCCAAGGAAGUCAUGAAAAAGCCAAAGAGCCACAGUGAGGACAGGCCAGGAGAUAAACUCAAAUCUAAAACUGACAGUAAAGACAGUGAGAAGGAAAAAACAAAAGCAGAUCAAGAUGGACAGAAAUUAAACAGGUCAAGCUCUGAAAGUGACAAAGAUCCAAAAAGGGUCAAAUCAUCAGAAAAAGGAAGAAUUUUAGAAAAGUCAAAAUCAAAAUCCAAAGAGGAGGCAAAGACUCCAUUGCUGUCAAAGACGGAGAAGAGAGUUCACAGUCCGGAUGUCAAAAGUGCAGGAGUUUCAUGCAUCAGCAAACCUGAAGCAACAAAAGAGAAAAAGAAAGAGGGAAAUGCAAAAGACCAGAGCAAAGUCUCUGAAGAAUCUUCACAGGAGAGAUCUGACAGUAAAAGUGCAAAGAAAAAGCUGGAGAAGAAGGAUAAAGUUUCAGAAAAGAAAGAUGAGAGUCAAGAAGAGAAAGCACCAAGAGAGGAGAAACUGGAAAAGUCGGAUAAAUCCCCUUCGGUUUCCUCUCUGAGUCUUGAGGCAGAUGAGCCGCUGAAGAAACGACCUCUUCUCCAAGACACAAGCACAGACUCCGAUCCCGUCACCACCACCGUCACCACGUUGUUCUCAGACGAUACCUGUGACGCCUUGAGCGACAUCACCCCCGAGCCGCCCGAGGGAGAGACGGAGUCACGCCUGUGCGAGAUGCCAGCUGUGCCUGCAGAGGCCGAUGCCCUGCUGACUCUUAUGGACGUCUGCACGUCAGCAGAGGCGAGACUUCCACCUGAGAACACUCGAGAGGACGUGACAUCCGAGAUGGAGCUUCAGGAUGCUGAUAUGAAGAUGAAAGAGGCAGCUCUGACCCUGCUCUCCAUGGAUCCCGACAGCACAGUGUCCACCAGCUUACUGUGCCAAGAAGCAAGAGAAGAGUCGGCGGUCGUUCCGCCCGCCCCACAACCAAUGGAGACAACUACAGCUGAAGAGGAGCAGCCUCCUCCUAUGGAAGUGCACACAUCUGCUGAAACCGAGUCGCCAGCUGCUGAAACCGAGUCGCCAGCUGCUGAAACCGAGUCGCCAGCUGCUGAAACCGAGUCGCCAGCUGCUGAAACCGAGUCGCCAGCUGCUGAAACCGAGUCGCCAGCUGCUGAAACCGAGUCGCCAGCUGCUGAAACCGAGUCGCCAGCUGCUCGCCGAGUCCCCAGCUGCUGAAACAGAGUCCCCAGCUGCUGAAACAG
This is a messenger RNA of Oreochromis aureus, 3597 nucleotides long. RefSeq names its product biorientation of chromosomes in cell division protein 1-like 1. NCBI's taxonomy places the organism in Eukaryota, Metazoa, Chordata, Actinopteri, Cichliformes, Cichlidae. Bases 125 to 3571 code for a protein of 1148 amino acids. The transcript has 10 exons. The record is from RefSeq and is a predicted model, not a curated record.